UCCCCCAAAAAGGUGGGCGAUGAUAUUGCCAAGGCCACGGGUGACUGGAAGGGGCUGCGGAUCACGGUGAAGCUGACGAUCCAGAACAGGCAAGCGCAGAUAGAGGUUGUUCCUUCUGCCUCUGCGCUGAUCAUCAAAGCUCUGAAGGAGCCUCCUCGUGACAGGAAGAAGCAGAAGAACAUUAAGCACAGUGGCAGCGUCACCUUCGACGAGAUUGUGAACAUCGCGCGGCAGAUGCGCCACAGGUCCCUGGCUCGGGAGCUCUCAG
Messenger RNA from Acanthisitta chloris (rifleman), 268 nucleotides. It is a transcript of the gene RPL12, whose product is annotated as ribosomal protein L12. The annotation marks the transcript as partial. Gene Ontology annotation, biological process: translation. Lineage: Eukaryota; Metazoa; Chordata; Aves; Passeriformes; Acanthisittidae. The record is from RefSeq and is a predicted model, not a curated record. Gene Ontology annotation, cellular component: ribosome; cytosolic large ribosomal subunit. Gene Ontology annotation, molecular function: structural constituent of ribosome; large ribosomal subunit rRNA binding. The transcript has 3 exons.